Messenger RNA from Pyricularia pennisetigena, 1701 nucleotides. RefSeq lists its product as uncharacterized. The record is from RefSeq and is a predicted model, not a curated record. Gene Ontology annotation, biological process: regulation of mRNA processing; spliceosomal complex assembly; protein phosphorylation. Gene Ontology annotation, molecular function: ATP binding; protein kinase activity. Bases 1 to 1701 code for a protein of 566 amino acids. NCBI's taxonomy places the organism in Eukaryota, Fungi, Ascomycota, Sordariomycetes, Magnaporthales, Pyriculariaceae. The transcript has 3 exons.
AUGACCACCACCGAGAUCUGGAUGAACCGACGGUUCAUGGGAACAGGGACUCGGCAGGAACGCGCCCAGCAAUAUCUGCCCGGAGGCUUUUGCCCCAUCCAUUUGGGCGAUGUUCUCCAGGGCCGCUACCAUGUGUUCCGUAAGCUAGGCACUGGCAGCCAGUGCACUGUUUGGCUGGCAAGAGACAAAGGUGUGAAAGAGCGCCGUUACGUCGCCCUCAAGGUCUUUGCGGCCAAAUACAGCAAGCUGGACGACAUCUCGAUCGAGCAGCUUCUUGCAUCGCGCCCCGACGGCCAUGAAGGAAACCAUCCGGGCAAAUUUCACGUCGAACUAGCCCUCGAUAGUUUUCAAGUCCGGGGUCCUAAUGAGCAAACCCACCAGGUCAAAGUGACCGAGCCGCUCGGCCGCAGCCUCGCCGAGAUAAUCGAGGAUGCAGCCGAACGGCGCGCGGAGCUCAGCGGCUCCGACGCCUGGCUCGGCAAGGCGGUCGAGGGCGACGGCUGGUCGACGCGGUUCGCCAAAAGGGCCUGCUACCAGGUCCUCCUGGGGCUGGACUAUCUACACGCUCGACAGGUGGCGCAUCGGGACGUCCGGCCGGGAAAUGUCUGCGCAGCCCUGCAGAAGGACCUUUGCGAGCUCGACGAGAAUGAGAUUCAGGAAUCCGUCUGGCAGACUGAAGAGUCUGAUGAGGGCAAUUCGUCCAGUGAUGACGGUGAUGAUGCCGGUAACGACGCAGCACAGGAAGAAGAGCCGGUUUGGGACGUAGGACCGGAAUCAGAUGCGGAAUCAGAAGACUCAAGCCCCGUCUCGCCAGGGAUUUCGAAAAUUAUGGAACAAGGCCAGAUGUGUAGGCAACUCACCGAGCAGCAGUGGGCAGAGUACCGAGCGGACCCGGGCGACGCAUCAGCCGAGCCACACACGGCCGCGUGGAACAAGGCCAACUUGGUCAGGUCGGCCGACUGGAUCGAGCUCCUGCACCGGUCUGACGGCCAGCCGCCCCAGGACGGCGAGAUCAGGUACACCGUGGCGGGCGCGCCUCUGAUGGACGACGAGGACGAGACUUGCAUCUCAUCCGGCGACGGGCCCACCACCACGAGCAGACCGCCACCCGGCCGCAUGGUCCUCGUCGACCUGGGGGCGGCGUGCCGGUUUUCCGAGUGCGAGAGCCGGAGGCUGAUGAACCCCCUCGCCUUCACGCCGCCCGAGGGCCUGCUGCCCGGCAGAGACGGCGCCGGCGUGCCCUGCUCGCAUCGCGGAGACGUCUUCUCGCUCGGCCUGCUGUUCUGGAACGUCGUCAUGCUGCGGCGGCUCACGGAGCCGACGUUCUCGCUCCCCAACGACGACGACGACGACAAGACGCGGGCCAAGGGCCAUCUUUUGCGGGAUUUGGCUCAGCGCAUCGGUCCGUUCCCCGCCGAGCUGCGUCCGUUGUGGCCCGACGCGGGCAGGUUUGUGGAUGCGGAGGGCAGGGCCGUCGAGAAUUCUGCGGACCGAUACGGCCAAGAGGUUGAGCCGGGAGAUUUCGAAUACGGGGAUAUCUGGGACCAGGGCAGGCAGAGGAAACCCUUGGACAUGUCGGAUGGUGACCUCGAGGUCUUUGUAGGGCUGGUUUUGUCCAUGUUGCAGUGGAAGGCGGAUGAGAGGCCUUCCACGGCCGAGUUGCUUGGGCACGAGUGGUUCAAAGAGCUGCGCGAGGUGUGA